AGUGGGUUGCGAUGUCCUUUUGUGUCCUACAGCCGGAGCGAGGAGCCAGCGCGCAGCCCCAGUCUAUGGCCCGGCCGGUGCCCGGCGCGCGGGGCCCCUGAGCCGCCUGCUCGCACGCAGCAGCCGCCGGAGCGAGGAGCCCUUGUCUGCCGCCAAGCCUCUUCCAACCAUGUCGUCCCGGGAACGCCGAGCUGAAUUUUUCAUCAAAACAGAGCCUGCCUCCCCAGACAGCUUAGCUCAACAUAGUCCAAGUGGUUCUUCUGACACCAGUGCCAGCGGGCCUCCCCAGGAGCUUGAGAGUACCGGACCACUGCCUGUUGGGACAGGGGCAUCCCGUCGCCGCCACGACGAUGAUGCAGAUGACCCCCCCGGGCGGGGCAAAUACAUGCUGAGUUCUAUGCCCAAGCGGCUCUGCUUGGUGUGUGGGGAUGUCGCCUCGGGGUAUCACUACGGUGUGGCAUCGUGUGAAGCAUGCAAGGCGUUCUUCAAGCGAACCAUACAAGGCAGCAUUGAGUAUAGCUGUCCAGCCACCAAUGAGUGUGAGAUUACAAAGCGGCGUCGGAAGGCUUGUCAGGCGUGCCGUUUCACCAAGUGCCUGCGUGUAGGCAUGCUCAAAGAAGGGGUACGUCUAGACCGGGUGCGAGGAGGGCGGCAGAAGUACAAGCGUCGACCUGAGGUAGAAGGUGCCACCUACCCCAGCGCCUUUGUCACCCCGCAGAUUGCCGCGGCAACCACCAAGAAACCAGCCCCAAUGAACACGAUGGUGUCACACUUGCUGGUGGCGGAACCCGAAAAGCUGUAUGCCAUGCCUGAUCCUGCACUUCCUGACGGUCCCGCCAAGGCUGCAAGCACUUUGUGUGAUCUGGCUGACCGGGAGAUUGUGGUCAUCAUUGGCUGGGCCAAAAACAUACCAGGAUUUCCAGCACUCUCCUUAGCAGACCAGAUGUCCGUACUGCAGAGCGUAUGGCUGGAGGUCUUGCUGCUUGGGGUGGCCUGGCGCUCACUGCCCUGCGAAGAUGAGAUUGUCUUUGCUGAGGACUUUGCAUUAGAUGAGGAAGCUGCUCGGGCAGCGGGCCUGCUGGAGCUCAGCGGCGUGGUCUUACAGCUGGUGCGCAAAUACCGUGCCCUGCGCCUGGAGCGUGAAGAGUACGUGCUUCUCAAGGCGUUGGCACUUGCUAACUCGGAUUCUGUGCAUAUUGAAGACAUGGCUGCUGUGCAACGGCUCCGGGAUGUGCUACAUGAGGCACUGCUGGAAUAUGAAGCAUCACGGCGUCCCGAGGAACCCCGCCGCGCCGGACGCCUCCUCCUAACCCUGCCCCUGCUCCGGCAGACGGCCACUCGCGUCCUCCACCAUUUCUACAGCCUCAAGUUGGAGGGCAAAGUUCCCAUGCAUAAGCUUUUCCUGGAGAUGCUGGAGGCCAUGAUGGACUGAAGGACAGGCCGCAGGGUGCAGGAUUGGGGGUGGGGAGAACAAAGGUCCUUGGGAGUGCAGCGAGGCAGGCAAGGGAUCAGGGACAGGAGGAGAGGGAAAUGGACUUCAGGCCUGGAUCGGGUUCCCCAUCCCGCCGAAUCCUGGCCGCCACUCAUCUGCAUAUGUUAAUACAUUUCAAAAUGUAUGCAAAUGUUAAUAACCGCCCACUGCUUUGCACUGAGGCUAACGGAAACGGACCCAGCUGCAAGCUGAGAGGAAGAACUGUUUUAAAACUGGGCCGGCAGCAAACCCUUCCCACACAUAGCUGCGGGACUGAGAGUGGGGGAGGGACGUGAAGAAAGUUUGGACAGUCACACUGGAAGCCAUAUUUUAAUUUAUUGAUGCAGGGGAGGGUGGCGGGUGGGAAUUAGCUACUGUAGAACUAGCCUGGAAGCCAUAUUGGAUUUGAGUGGCAUGAAGAUGUGGGGUGGGAGAGGGAAUGUCACUUAUUGUGUGGGGGGAUGACCUCCUCCUUUUCCCCCAGGAGUCUGGAAAGGGAGAUAGCCCCCCGCCCCCAGUGCUAUUCAUAUUGACCGACAGCCCCUCCUUAACUCCUGUUCUGUUUUCCCCUGGGCUGGGCCCAACCACAUGCACCUUAAGGGGCAGGGAGGGGGUUAAAUAAAAGAGGUUAAUAGCUCCAGAAAUGAUGAGGGGAGACAAAAAGGACCAGAGUAGGGCAUGGGCGGGGCGGUGACACCUUUGCCUUUUCUUUUUGGUCUCUAUCAGGCGUCUCUGGAAGAGAUGGAGAAAUGCCCUCCCCUCAUUCUUGACAGUCCCCCAAACCCCUACCACCAUCCUACUGCCGAGAAUGUUGCAUUGUCACUUUUAAGCAAUAAAUUAAUCAAAUACUUGUGGGGGGGCGUCUCUCUCAUGCAGAGGAAGAAGGCAGUAUCCUGUCUCAUGGUUUGUGGGGAGCCUGCCUUAAGAUUUAAAGAUUGGGGGGGGGGGGUUGCUGUGUCAGCAAAGGCUUUUGUGCUCCAUCCAGCAGUUCCCUUGUAGCAAUAGUUGAAAAGGCAAUUAUGCUUUUUUUUCAGGGCCAAUUUCUUCUUCCUCCUCCCCCCACUGCCAUAACAGGCUAAGCAGCUAUUCUUUCUCCCCCACCCCACCCCACCCAGGCCAAUCAAGCCAACUCCACCUUCUGCCCAAAGCAAUAAACCCCACCCUUCUGACCCACUAAACUUAAGAAGGGAGGCUGCAUGGCCUAAAGCUGAGAGCCGUGUACAUAGCAAUAUAUUUUACUGUAUAUUUGUUGCAGGAAACUAAAUCUACCCCAUUUCCGGCUCACUUCCCCUUCCCAAGGGUGGGGCUGCAGCCUCCCUGGCCCUGCCCAGGGUGGGUGGGGGGAGUUAGGAGAAGUUGGAGGAAUUUUUUUUAAAUUAAAUUAUGUGUGUGUACAUAUUAUAAAUACCUCUGAUUCGUGUGUAGGCACCUGCACAUACACAUACAUAGAGAGCUCUUAUUACCGAACAAAUUAAAGAGGCUACCACAGCCUAACAAAGAGUC
Messenger RNA from Eublepharis macularius, 2974 nucleotides. RefSeq names its product estrogen related receptor alpha (gene ESRRA). Gene Ontology annotation, biological process: regulation of DNA-templated transcription. Gene Ontology annotation, cellular component: nucleus. Gene Ontology annotation, molecular function: sequence-specific DNA binding; DNA-binding transcription factor activity; steroid binding. The transcript has 7 exons. NCBI's taxonomy places the organism in Eukaryota, Metazoa, Chordata, Lepidosauria, Squamata, Eublepharidae. Bases 170 to 1432 code for a protein of 420 amino acids. The record is from RefSeq and is a predicted model, not a curated record.